GGUAUCCGCCCGGUGGACCCGAGUGGCCGUCACCGUGGGCCCGAGAGGCUAGACCAGGAUGCACAAGAAAAGAUGCCAGUGGAAAUGCCGCGAAUCUUCCGGGAUGAGGAUCGACAGGCGAAACGUCCGUUUAGGUGUCACGGGGUGGUGGCACGCAGGGCAGCGCCCGCUUGGUCUGCAGCAUGCAUGACGCUAUCGGGAGCGGUGCCGCGUCGAGUCGCAGCCGUGACCGUGGCAAUGGGUACGUCCGAAACGAGGGAAAAGGGAGACGGGGGAUGA
This is a messenger RNA of Rasamsonia emersonii CBS 393.64, 279 nucleotides long. RefSeq lists its product as uncharacterized. The transcript has a single exon. The record is from RefSeq and is a predicted model, not a curated record. Lineage: Eukaryota; Fungi; Ascomycota; Eurotiomycetes; Eurotiales; Trichocomaceae. The annotation marks the transcript as partial.